UGUCUUAAUACUACUACUACUACUAGCUCCAGUUGUCGUUUUCUCGCCGUGACUCGUCGCCAAUGCGAUCGUUGCUUCUGCUAUAUACUCUCGUGCCCGCCGUUUGCUCGUUUGCGUUUAGUAUCAUGCCCGGCUAUAGCUCCAUUUGCUCACGAUGAAAUUCGCCAAGGAGCUGGAACAGCAACUGGUUCCAGAGUGGCGCGCCAAAUAUCUAGAUUAUAAGACCGGCAAGAAGAAAGUCAAAGCGAUCUCUCGCGCUCUUCAAAAAACCUCUCGAAGCCCCAGUCAUCCCUCUCUUCAACAACACAAUGCUUCCGCGCAUGACGACCAAGAUGACCGUCCUGCUGGUUCUGAUGGUCCCUCCCACAUUCCUUCCACCCCUAUAAGAAGCAGUGGUCCUACGCCACGCUCACCGCGCUCAGGCUCUAGCCGCAGCGAGCGUCAGCCCCUGCGUGUACCCGGCUCUAGGUUUUCAGGUGUCAUUGGAAGCUACGGAAGUAUCGUUCCCUCUCCUCCGCUGAACGCUGCAUCAUCGGAUGUCGCCUCCCUUCGACUGCCAGAUCCCGCGAUCGACCCAAAGCAUAAUGACUACUCGUCGGAGAGGGAUGCGGAGCAGACCAGUGUACCUGAGACACCGUCGCCGGUGAUGUCGCGACAUGCGAGCACACGAACUGCGACCAAGGGCAUAGUUCAGCGGAGUCCUACGACGCCCCAGAAGGAUCAUAAGCGGAAUGCAACCCCAGGCCCUCCAAACCGGAGAGGUUCGUUGCUCCAGCGCGUCCUGUCCUAUCAGGACUGGGAUUCCCCAGAGAAGCGUGGAGCGGAUGGAUCUUCUGAGUUCGAGAAGCGCCAGGACGAGUUCUUCGCCUUCUUGGAUAGCGAGUUGACCAAAAUAGAAUCCUUCUAUCAGAUGAAGGAAGAGGAGGCCGCAGAACGCCUCAAAGUGCUUCGUCAUCAGCUGCAUAUCAUGCGGGACCAACGCACACAGGAAGUUCUAGGUGCCAAGUUGGCCCGGCCAGAGAAAGAAGGAAUGCCAAAGUCUCAUGCAUUCGGCCCCCUAGGUGGCCUCGCUGGCUUCGGCAUACGCGGUGCUCUCACUGGACGUCAUUUCGGGAAAAACUCUAAAGCCCUUGCAGAGUUGGGCACCCCUUCAGCAGCCUUACAAGGACAGGAUCCCGACCAUACGGUGUCGCGUCGCGAUUUCAUCCGUCGGCCCGAGGACCCGACCAACAGCGAUGUAUCCUAUCGCUCCGCUAAAAGGAAGCUGAAGCACGCGCUUCAGGAGUACUACCGCGGUGUGGAGCUGCUGAAGGCGUACGCCUACCUGAACAGGACUGCUUUCCGGAAGAUCAACAAGAAAUAUGACAAGACUACUAAUGCGCGUCCUACGCAGCGUUAUAUGUCUGAGAAAGUGAACAAGUCGUGGUUCGUUCAAAGCGAGGUCACUGAGAAUCUGCUGUCCGCUGCAGAGGACCUGUACGCUCGUUACUUCGAGCGCGGCAACCGCAAGAUCGCCGCUUCGAAAUUGCGCCACACUAUCAAUAAAUCCGGAGAUUAUUCUCCGUGCACGUUCCGUGCCGGUGUGCUCUUGAUGGGUGGUGUCCUGUUUGGCGCUCAGUCAUUAGUAUAUGCCGUGCAGAACCUUCAUGAUCGGGAUGGUGAACUAAAAACUUACACAAGCUACUUGCUACAGGUCAGUAUUUAUCGUUCUGAGUGCCUGCUGAUAGCUAACUGUGCACAGAUAUAUGGGGGCUAUUUCCUCGUUGUACUUCAUUUCCUACUGUUUUGCCUAGACUGUAUGGUCUGGACUCGGGCCAAGAUCAACUACGUCUUUGUGUUUGAAUAUGAUACCAGGCAUGCAUUAGACUGGCGUCAGCUUACUGAGGUAUGGUGCUUUAUCGUGGUUUUUUGAUUGUGUCUGACUGUAACAGCUGCCGUCAUUUUUCUUC
This is a messenger RNA of Aspergillus neoniger CBS 115656, 1949 nucleotides long. Its product is annotated as SPX-domain-containing protein. Gene Ontology annotation, molecular function: inositol hexakisphosphate binding. The transcript has 3 exons. Gene Ontology annotation, cellular component: cytoplasm; plasma membrane; Golgi apparatus. Bases 155 to 1912 code for a protein of 585 amino acids. The record is from RefSeq and is a predicted model, not a curated record. NCBI's taxonomy places the organism in Eukaryota, Fungi, Ascomycota, Eurotiomycetes, Eurotiales, Aspergillaceae. Gene Ontology annotation, biological process: cellular response to phosphate starvation; phosphate ion transport.